CCUCGCAACACCCCAACACAUCCUCGCAACACCCCAACACAUCCUCGCAACACCCCAACACAUUCUCGCAACACCCCAACACAUUCUCGCAACACCCCAACACGUCCUCGCAACACCCCAACACGUCCUCGCAACACCCCAACACGUCCUCGCAGCACCCCAACACGUCCUCGCAGCACCCCAACACGUCCUCGCAGCACCCCAACACAUCCUCGCAACACCCCAACACGUCCUCGCAGCACCCCAACACGUCCUCUCAACACAUCCUCACAGCACCCCAACACGUCCUCACAGCACCCCAACACGUCCUCUCAACACAUCCUCACAGCACCCCAACACGUCCUCACAGCACCCCAACACGUCCUCUCAACACAUCCUCACAGCACCCCAACACGUCCUCACAGCACCCCAGCACGUCCUCACAGCACCCCAACACGUCCUCUCAACACAUCCUCACAGCACCCCAACACAUCCUCACAGCACCCCAACACGUCCUCUCAACACAUCCUCACAGCACCCCAACACGUCCUCACAGCACCCCAACACGUCCUCUCAACACGUCCUCGCAACACCCCAGCACGUCCUCGCAACACCUCAACACGUCCUCGCAACACCCCAGCACGUCCUCGCAACACCUCAACACGUCCUCAGUUUGUACUUGUUGUGUAUCAUUGUGUAUUUGUGUGUGGUUGUGUAGCUGCGGUGGUGUUGGACUGCGUCAACAUGGCUCCCUCAGCAGGUAAAGUGACUCUUAAAGACAGUCAGUUCACGGCAGCGUUGGAGUCUCGUUUUCCCGCUCUGCCAACGAGAGGUGCUCUCUUCCAGACGCUGCAGAACGCCAAGUUUGACGUCUCAGGUCUGAACACUGAACAGAUGUUGUUGAAGGACAUGAAAGCUGUUUCAGGAAGUUUGAAUGUCGCCGUCUCUGUUCUCUACAUCACACUAGAGGUCAACACACACACACAGGUGAGCCAUUACCUGGAACAGGCCCGUGACCCCGCACUCAACCUCUGUCCAAUCAGCAGCCCUCGUCCUAACAUCACAGCCUAUCAGCAAGGAAACUCUCUGGCGUCCCGUAAGAAGCUCCUCCCCCUUGUUAAGGACUUCAUGAAGGAGCGGGACGGAGACGGUUGCCUGGGAGACAUGGAGGAGGAGGAGGAGGAGUCCCGGUUCCCCCCCACCCCGAUGAACAGUCUGGUGGAGGGCUGUCCCCUGGACGGAGGUCUGCCGCACAUCAGCGCUCUGGACCUGGAGGAGAAGUUCAGCAAGAUGGCCGACAGAAGAGGAAACUGACCUCUGACCUCUCAUCUGUCAAUCAGGACGUCUGUCUGUCAGACGAUGAAGGUACCACAGACACAGAAGACACCAAAAAACAAUCAAAUCACCUGGUUUUAUUCUGAAAAAUCACCUGGACUAACUUCCCGAGAGGAGCAGCUUUCAGUCCUUCAAAAUAAAAUGUCACAUCCUUUGUUGUGUUUACACAGAAUGUGUUUUCAGUGUAAAAGUGACCUCUGUUACGUCCACACGGGGGCGCCAACGCCAUUCACAGCUGCAGCUAAUUCAUUUUAUUAAUAUCAUUAUUUUAAUGUAUCAAUUAUCUGUUGAAUUCAUUUCUUUCAUUUACUCAGAAAACUGAAGAAAUAACCACAAAACUUAAUUUAGAUGGAAUACUUCUGUCAUUAAAAUAAUAUCAGAUUCA
Molecule: messenger RNA, 1699 nt
Organism: Anarrhichthys ocellatus (wolf-eel)
Lineage: Eukaryota; Metazoa; Chordata; Actinopteri; Perciformes; Anarhichadidae
Product: DNA-directed RNA polymerase II subunit RPB1-like
Exons: 4
Cellular component (GO): cytoplasm
Molecular function (GO): exopolyphosphatase activity
Source: RefSeq, a predicted model, not a curated record